UGUCCUUUGUAGUUAGAAUUUUUGUGCGUCGGGUAUUAAUUUUGUAUUGUAUGCAUAGGGAAUAAAACAUUUCCCUUUCUCAUCAAAUUUUACUAUUAAAGGGAUAAAAUUACGUUCAUAUUAAUAUUAUAAGAUAAAAAUGAAUUAGUUGUUGUGAUAGGAACUUUAAAUCCCUUAUAUUCAUUAAAAAAAAUUAUAAUGUCCAAACGAGUAGCAUCAGUCGCAUUUAAUGAAAAUGUUGAUAGGAAAGUUGUUAAAGAUGGAAAGAAGCAUUCCUUGGAUUCCGACGAGGAGGAUAGUGGUGCCGAGGAUGAAAAACGUAAUGUGUUAAACGCUGAUGAUAUAGAAGGCGAAGAAGAUGGCGCAGGCGGCAUGGAAGGUGAAAUAACAAUAACACCAUUCAAUAUGAAGGAGGAAUUGGAAGAAGGUCAUUUUGACACCCAAGGUCAUUAUCAUUGGAAAAAAGAAAAGGAAAUUAGGGAUAGUUGGCUGGAUAAUAUUGAUUGGGUAAAGGUAAAAGAUCGACCUGACAAUAAAUAUAAGAUACAUAAACCAGAAGGUGAAAUGAGUGUGCUAGAUGAUACAGAUUCCGAUUCAGAAGAAGAAAAGGAAAUGGAAAAGUUUGAUUUAAUAAGAAAUUACAAAGAAAUUGUAAGUCAUAUGAAACCAAAGGAGACAAUUGCUAAAACAUUACAGCGCAUAGGAGCAAAUUCUAAAAUGUCCAGCGCUGAGAGGUGGAAGAGAAAAAAAGCUGGAACUCUUGAUGAAGGAAGUCAAGUUGUAACCCGAAUAACCGAGUUGGCAAAUCAAAUUCUUACUAAAACUGGUAAUAUGGAUAUAUAUCAGGAAACAUUUGAAAAAAUAAAUAAUGUUAUAUCAAAGGAUAACAAAGCAAAAGGGGACUCGGAAUUGGACAUGUAUGCUGAUGACUUUGAUGUAAAGGAGAAAACUAGUAUGGACACAAAGAAAACGGAAGAGGAACAUGUUGAAAACGAAAGUCCGGAAAGUUCCAAUGAAGUGAAAUGGGAAUUUAAAUGGUCACAAGACAAUAAUGCAGAGAUCUCUGGACCGCAUUCCACGGAACAAAUGCAAAAGUGGUCUACAGAUGGCCAUUUCAAAACUGGAGUUUGGGUUCGGAAAUAUGGUGAAGACACACAAUUUUAUAGUUCUAGUAGAAUUGAUUUUGAAUUAUAUCUAUAAUUUAAGUGUUAUGUCUGUCAUUAAUAACUUCUACUAUUGUAAUUCAUAAGAAAUACAAAAAAGUGUUCCCAA
This is a messenger RNA of Danaus plexippus (monarch butterfly), 1272 nucleotides long. It is a transcript of the gene holn1, whose product is annotated as CD2 antigen cytoplasmic tail-binding protein 2 homolog. Lineage: Eukaryota; Metazoa; Arthropoda; Insecta; Lepidoptera; Nymphalidae. The transcript has 3 exons. The record is from RefSeq and is a predicted model, not a curated record. Gene Ontology annotation, molecular function: protein binding. Gene Ontology annotation, cellular component: U5 snRNP. Bases 199 to 1200 code for a protein of 333 amino acids.